Messenger RNA from Ilyonectria robusta, 1812 nucleotides. Its product is annotated as NUDIX hydrolase domain-like protein. The record is from RefSeq and is a predicted model, not a curated record. Gene Ontology annotation, biological process: NADP+ catabolic process; NAD+ catabolic process. The transcript is spliced from 2 exons. Gene Ontology annotation, molecular function: NADH pyrophosphatase activity; metal ion binding. Gene Ontology annotation, cellular component: cytosol. NCBI's taxonomy places the organism in Eukaryota, Fungi, Ascomycota, Sordariomycetes, Hypocreales, Nectriaceae. The coding region runs from base 428 to 1681 and encodes 417 amino acids.
UAGUGCAGGUACUCCAUCCAACCCCUCACCGCCCACCACGCCGCACCAAUCCCAAACCUCGGCAUCUCAGGUACCUCACUAAUCACUAAUGAGAGGUCGCCAAUUUGAAUGCCCCAAAGUAAACGCCCGCCAAAGCCCAACGGAGCCCCCGGAUUUCGGAGUACCUGGGGCCGAAUGCGGUUCAGGUCGCCUUGCUGUCGCUCACCUCUCUGUCGCUCACCUCUCCGAAUCCCACUCUUCUUCUCACUGCCCGAAUACUCACUCGCACGCACACAAAAAGAAACAACUCCAUCGUUGAAGCCAAGAUAUUCCCUGGCAUCUCCGUAUUCCCCGGCAUCUCCACCUUCACCACAUCCGGCGAGCUAUUCUGUCUCCGCUACAUCCGUGCAGUGCACCGUCGUCUCACCGAGACAUUCUGUCCAGCCACAUGCCCGCCGCCGCGCCGCCGCCACCUCUGCUGCCCGAGCUCCCGGCUCUGCAAAACGACGACUCGAUGCUGACUCGCCGUUUCGGAAAGGAGGUCGUCAACUACUAUGCGGGUAGCCGCGUGAACCGCUACUCGUUCCUUCGUGCCGAUGCCGCAUUCCUACGGAGAGCUGCCGCCAGCCCCACUGCCCGUUAUCUGGCUCUCGACGAUCUGAAUGCCCUCGUUGUGGACAAGACAUCCCUAUCCUAUCUCUCCUUUGAGGAUGUCAAGUCUCUAAUUGGUCCAGAGCCCUUCCACCUCCCCGAAGACGAGUCCAUCAAGGCUUUCGACUCGGCCCAGACCGCGCCCCUCGUUGUCUUCCUAGGCAUGCUGGAAGAGGGCAGCGAGCCGGGUCACAUUGAAUCUGGUGACCAUGGCGAUAUCAAGGGCCAACCCUACUUUGCCAUCGACAUCACCGCCAAGGGCACCCAUGCCGACAAGGCCACCGAGUUCCUCAAGUCCCAAGAGGCGAAGGGCCUCUCAGUAGAUAAGAACCCGAGGGGAAUAACUCUUCACCCUGAAGCAGCCGCCCUGUAUGCCCAGGCCAGAUCCAUGAUUGACUGGAAUGCCCGAAGCCCAUUCUGUGCUGGUUGCGGAAACCCGAACCUGUCCGUCCAUGCUGGCUACAAGCGGGUUUGCCCCUCCACAGACAAGAAAGGAGGUUCCGAGGCGCAGUCUCGGGGAGACUGUCCCACCCGUCACGGUGUCUCCAACAUUUGCUUCCCUAGAACGGACCCAACCAUGAUUGCCGCUGUCGUUUCCGCCGAUGGCCAACGAAUUCUGCUCGGACGCCAGAAGCGCUGGCCUCCGUACUGGUACAGCACUCUCGCCGGCUUCCUGGAGCCAGGCGAGUCCAUCGAGGAGUCAGUGAGACGCGAGGUUUGGGAGGAGAGUGGCGUCCGUGUUGGUCGAGUCGUCAUCCACUCUAGCCAGCCUUGGCCCUACCCCGCCAGUUUGAUGAUCGGUGCCAUUGCGCAGGCGUUGCCCGGAGAUGCCGAGAAUAUUAUCCUGAAUGAUAAAGAAUUGGAGGUGGCCCAGUGGUUCACCAUGGACGAGGUUCGCAAGGCGUUGGAGUUUGGCACUAGCGGUCUAGGCGCCGCUGCUCCUGAGGGCUACACGGAGGGCGACCUGCGUCUGCCACCACCCCAGGCUAUCGCCAACCGACUGAUAAACGCCGUGGCCGAGGGCUUUUUGACUACGGCCCCGAAGAUCUAAUGAGAAAUGCGAGAAAUGAAGGAUGUAUAGGUACUUCAAAGAAGAUACGAUGAUCAUCCCGGGGGGUUGACACCAUACGAUGAGACACAUAGACAAUAGAGAGUAUUGAAGCCCGUGACAGUAGUCUGAAG